AUGGCUAUGGUCGUAUUCAUUGACAAUGCGCCUUUCACUGCAGCAUACCCUGAGAUUGUCGCCGUCCAUGAACACACUACUGGUUUCCCUCUUGCUGCCAGCGCAAUGGCUGACAAAUGUUUUCUCCAUCACUACCUGGGGGUAUAUUAUAACAUCCUGGUAUGUAGCAAGCAACUCCCUUGGAACCCACCUUUCUACUGCAUCACCCAUGGCCAUGUGGUGGGUGUGUUACCCAGCUGGGAGCACACUCUAAAUGUCGUUCUGGGUGUCCAUAAUGCCAAUUACGAUGAAGUUGAUACUAUCACCAUCGGGGCUGGAGAUGAUGCCAAUUUUGGGUACAUGGAUGGGUACAUGGAUGCAAUUGAUGAUGUCCCGGCUACAUCAAAGCAAAAACAGACCACAGCUGAUAAUCCCCUUCUACUAUACUGCAGAGACUGCACUGUCUACAACCAUUUGCAGUGUCCCACUCAUUGCAUCAAGGAGUGGAUGGGGUCAUUUUUCAUAGCUAUGUCACUCAAGAAGCUUGGUCUGAGGAUCCAGCUGGGGCAUGCGACUGGCAAAAGCUGUAUCCUGCCUUGCAAGUCAUUCAAUGACAACUUUGUCCUCAUUGAUACAAAUGGAAUACACAAGAUGGUAGUUGACUUCUGUGGCUGUGAAACCUCCCAGACUCAUACCAAACAGCUCUUGCGCAUGGGUUGGUUUCCCUCAACAACUGUGGAUCCAAGGACAGCGGCAACCUUCCAACUAUUACACCAUUACCAGAUUUUGUCUUUUGAGUCCAAGGCAUCCACAUAUGAAUUCUAUCACUUGCUUGUCCAUAUAUCUGACAAUGUUGGUUUGAUUGAGAAGCCUGGCAAGAAUCUACCCCCUGACUGGAAAGAAGCGCCAAAAGCCAAACAAUGGCUUUAUUCGUUGUUUGUAGCUAUUGACACCAAUUUUCGCUUGAAGAGACAGAAUAUUUUAAGCAAUGAAGUGGACCCAAGUCUCUCAGAGGGAUGGUUGUACUUCAUAGAAGAGAAGAAGUUCAAGUCACACCUCAAGGAGCAUUUGUCCAAGACACAGGAGAAAAGUUCCUGCUCGAACCAUAAUGCCAUGAAUAUGGCUGAGACAAAGCUAUCACAGGGCCUUGCAGCUACUGGAGUAGGGACAGUCGAUUGCGCGUGA
Messenger RNA from Suillus paluster, 1164 nucleotides. RefSeq lists its product as uncharacterized. Lineage: Eukaryota; Fungi; Basidiomycota; Agaricomycetes; Boletales; Suillaceae. The transcript is spliced from 9 exons. Bases 1 to 1164 code for a protein of 387 amino acids. The record is from RefSeq and is a predicted model, not a curated record.